GCAUCCCCAUCUCCUUCUCCUCCUCAUCAGCACCAGGCCGCUCCGGCCAUGGACCUUACUCAGCUUAUCAUUCAGUUCCAAAGGAUGAAUGCACCAACCUUUGCGGGGACUGAGAACCCCACAACGGUGCUAGAGUGGAUCAAAGAACUGGACAAGAUCUUCGCUGUACUUCCCCUUCCUGACCGUCAGCGGGUAUCCCUUGCAGCUUACCAGAUGAAGGAGGACGCUUUCGACUGGUGGAUUGACCACUGGGCUCGGAGGUCAGAGGCGGAGCUCCAUGCACUCUCUUGGGAGCAAAUGAAGAUGAUG
Striga hermonthica is the source of this 309-nucleotide messenger RNA. Lineage: Eukaryota; Viridiplantae; Streptophyta; Magnoliopsida; Lamiales; Orobanchaceae. The record is from the annotation of a GenBank genome assembly.